GUCACCGGCGGGAGAGAAGGCACCGAUCCAUAGAGGCACUGCGCAGUGGCGCACAGAGCAGAGCGCUGCGCAGCUGUCAGCAACAAGGAGCGACGCUCCGGCGCGCAGAUCUCCUCCCGAAAAAACAUCCAGCUCCUCUUACUAUAUCUUCUUUCUUUCAAGCAAAAUGUCUUUUAUUUAGAUCGUUCCCGUUUCGGCGCAGCCGCUUCCUUAGGCGUUUUUUUCCCUCCUUUAUUAUUUUUUCUUCUCUCUCUUUUCCUACACUGACUGACCCAAGACUAAAACCUGAAGUGCAGCUGGCGAGAAUAUGUGUGUGAGGAGUUCGGCGGAGGGCACGGACUGUCUUUGGUCCCCCGAGAAGAAGCAGCGAGGAUUAAACACGAGUUAAUGUGGAAUUUAUCGGGGCCCAAAGGUGGAACGACGACCGGUCACAGCGUUUCCUCGUCAGGGACUGACUGAUCAUGGUCGCCGUGGUCCGCACUCUCAUGGUACUGCUGCUCGCUCAGGUGUUGCUGGAAGGUGCUGCGGGACUUAUCCCCGAGGUCGGCAGGAGGAAAUACAGCGAAUCCGGGAAGCAGACCCCUGAGCAGUCGGAGAGCUUCCUCAACGAGUUUGAGCUUCGGCUACUGAAUAUGUUUGGACUGAAGCGCAGGCCGACCCCGAGCAAGCAAGCCGUGGUGCCGCAGUACAUGGUGGACCUUUACCGCAUGCACUCAGCGAACGGGGACCGCGGCGCGAGACGACCCAGGAGCAUGGGGAAGCACGCAGAGAGAGCAGCCAGCAAGGCCAACACGAUUAGGAGCUUUCACCACGAAGAGUCUCUGGAGGCCCUGGCGAGCCUGAAAGGCAAGACCACCCAGCAGUUCUAUUUCAACCUCACUUCUAUCCCUGAAGAGGAACUCAUCACCUCUGCAGAGCUCCGUAUCUACAGGGACCAGGUCACAGUUGCUGUAAACCCAGAUAACAGCUCCAGAAACGCCAACACGAGUGACAGCACUCUCGCCGGUGGCUUUCACCGUAUCAACGUUUAUGAGAUAUUCGGAGUUCCCGCUGCACAAGGCGGGGAACCUCUGGCACGUCUGCUGGACACUCGGUUAGUGCAAGACACUUUCAGCCGCUGGGAGAGCUUUGACGUCAGCCCCGCUGUGUCUCAGUGGACGUCAGGGAAAGGCCACAACCACGGCUUCAUGGUGGAGAUGUUUCACCCAGAGGAGGGGGGGACUGAUGGAGAGCACACUCAGGCACGUAGCAGGCAUGUCAGGGUGAGCCGGUCCUUGCACCAGGACCAGGACUCGUGGGUUCAGGCUCGGCCGCUGCUAGUAACGUACGGCCACGACGGCCACGGUGACUCUGUCCUCCAUACGCGGGAAAAACGCCAGGCUGCGCUCCGCAAACAACGCAGAAAACACCAGCACAAAGCCAGCUGCAGGAGGCAUGCCCUCUACGUGGACUUCAGCGACGUGGGGUGGAACGAGUGGAUAGUGGCGCCCCCUGGCUAUCACGCCUUUUACUGCCACGGGGAGUGCCCGUUCCCCCUGGCAGACCACCUGAACUCUACCAACCAUGCCAUUGUGCAAACGCUGGUCAACUCAGUUAACUCGAACAUUCCCAGAGCCUGCUGUGUGCCCACCGAACUCAGUCCCAUCUCGCUGCUCUACCUGGACGAGUAUGAGAAGGUCAUCCUGAAGAACUACCAGGACAUGGUGGUGGAGGGGUGUGGCUGCCGGUGAGAAAACGAAAGUGACUAUAAAGAUGGCGAAAGUGACUGAAAGAUACUUUAGAGGUUAUUAUGGACACCCGGUUUCCCAAUGAAGAUGUUUAUUUAUAUGAAAGACAAACAGAGCUAUUGUGGAAGACUUUUUUAAACUAUAUAUAUAAAAAUAUAU
Molecule: messenger RNA, 1886 nt
Organism: Thalassophryne amazonica
Lineage: Eukaryota; Metazoa; Chordata; Actinopteri; Batrachoidiformes; Batrachoididae
Gene: bmp2b
Product: bone morphogenetic protein 2b
Exons: 3
Coding region: 462-1730 (422 amino acids)
Biological process (GO): SMAD protein signal transduction; negative regulation of transcription by RNA polymerase II; BMP signaling pathway
Cellular component (GO): extracellular region
Molecular function (GO): growth factor activity; cytokine activity; BMP receptor binding
Source: RefSeq, a predicted model, not a curated record